CCUCAGACCAAUCGGAGUUCACGGUGAAACUUUGUAAACAACCCUUACACGCUGUUUUAAAGUUCAUCUGCUGUAUUUACUACGAAAGGAUACGACGGUGCUGCAGCCGAGUGAGCUAAAAGUCCCUGAAACAGAUAGCCAUGCAGAUGCUGAAAUCAAACUUCCAGAAUCAAAUAGCGUUUGUGAAGACGAGGAAUGAUGUGAUGCAACGCAGAAGGAAGCGGCACCAGAAAGCCUGUUGUGGCCUACUUGAGACCUCAUGCUUGGGUCAGGCUCUUUCUUGGCACACCUCAGUGACAGCAUAAACAUGACAGAAAUGACCAGCGAACAUCUGAGCCCACCUGUUACCAGUCCAAGCUUUUAAUGAACGGGAUCCUAUCAAUGGGAUAUGCUCAGCCUCAGGAGGUGAUCUCAGGUUUGUGAGGAGCAGAAGUGCGAGGAAGAAGUUUUUCCCUUGGCCAUGAACUACUUAGACAGAUUUUUAGCCGUGGUACCCACCAAAAAGUGUAACCUGCAGCUGCUGGGAGCAGUGUGCAUGUUUCUUGCAUCCAAAUUGAAAGAGACUCGUCCAUUAACCGCAGAGAAGCUUUGCAUCUACACAGAUAACUCCAUCAGACCACAAGAGCUGCUGGAGUGGGAACUGGUGGUGUUGGGGAAGUUGAAGUGGAACUUGGCAGCAGUAACGCCAAACGAUUUCAUCGAGCACAUUGUGAGGAGGCUGCCGCUGCCCGAGGAUAAGCUGGCACUUAUACGCAAACAUGUCCAGACCUUCAUUGCCCUCUGUGCCACAGAUUUUAGGUUCGCCAUGUACCCUCCCUCCAUGAUUGCCACAGGAAGUGUGGGGGCAGCGAUAUGCGGCCUACAGCUGGAUUCAGCUGACCAGUCACAGUGGGGCGACAGUCUGACAGACCUGCUGGCCAAAAUCACAAACACAGAAGUGGAUGUUCUCAAAGAGUGCCAGGAGCAGAUUGAGCGUGUGUUGGUGAGCAGCCUGCGCGAGGGGAGGCAGCAGCAGCUACAGCAGCAGCAGCAGACACAGAGAGGCCCCAGCGGGAAAGGCCUGGAGGAGCUGGAUCAAUCCUCCACUCCGACAGAUGUCCGCGAUGUCAACUUGUGAACCACCAGAUGGCAUCAUUGCACAGGAUUUACAACAACAAAAAAAAUGCUUCAUGAAAAAAACCCUCAAUUUUCUUAAAAGCAGAAAAAAAGAACAAAAGAACAAAAAUGUUAAAAACACAAGCCCUUUUAAAAGAAAAAGAACAAUGCUUGCUAGUUUUUUUUUUUUUGUGUAGAUUUUCUGUUCAAGUCAAAAACACCUGCCCACGAAAUAGAUUUUCUAUGAUGUUCUAGUCUAAAAGCAACAAAUUUGAUACAAGAUGAAGCUCUGUGGUGCCUUGGAUAUACAGAAGGGAAGCCAAUCAUAUUUGUAUUCUGCCUUUGAUUGUAUAGUAUGAUCUUUAAGUUAUAUUUUAACCAUAGCUUGAUAAUGAGGCUAUUAUGGUAGAAGUUACGGAAACCAUUCAGAAAUUGCAUAAAUGGGAUCACAGUGGGGCUUUUUGUUUUUAAUUCUGUUUUGUUUUGUGUGAGUAUUAUCACUAUUACAUUUGUGGCUGGUGUAAGAGAGGCCAAGUGUUCGAGCUCCUCAACCACCAGAAGGUCCACAUGUGUGUCGAGGAUGAGACAAACAGAGUACAGCGAUGAGAACGUUAUGCUAAAAGUUGGUGGGUCCCAAUUCCAGGGAGGAGACGGGAUGAUAAUAAUUAUUGGUAUUAUUAGUAAUUAUUAUUAUCAUUAAUAUUAUUAUUGGACAUAUUUUGGAACUGAGUAGUAGAGAUCAAUAAGCUCCUUUUGUCAGGCUGCUUGUGUGUGUCGGAUUGCAAGUCCAGUGAGCAAGCAUGUAUGUGAUGUAUGCAAGUUUGCAUGCCUGCCUGCCUGUGUGAGUGUGUACGUGCGUGUGUUUGGUGUGAAUGCUACAUGUGAUUCCGUAUCUAUAUUAGCAGUGCGCAUUCUCUGGCAAUGAGGCACUUGAGUCAGUUGUAGACUUGAGGUUCUAUGUCAAAAGACAAUGGAGCAAGCCGAGGCUACACGUACUUUGUCCAUCAGUAUAACAGGGCAUCUAUGCUAUAUCACUGCCUUCAUGCAUUAACAAUGUAUCAUGGGUCAUUGUUGGCCAUCCAUUAACUCAUGUGCACGGGGUAUGAGUGAGACAGAAAAAGAUUUAGUGAAGAAGGAUAUGGGUGAAGGGACUUUUGUAUAGAGCCCCUCAUCUUUCUAAGAGAAUUUUUCCUGAGGUGUCACACCUCAGACUCAAAAGUCAUGUGAGGCGUUUAUUACUGCCAAUCUGUUAACGAAAUAUUACAGAUACUUCAUUCUUUUUCACGUUGUUACGCUAUAUUUCCUUAGUUGUGAAAGGCUGCUGUGAGUCUGAACAGAGUAGUAAUGACCUCUCACAUGUGCGGCACGUUUUAACAGGAGAGGCGAUAUCUUGAAGAAGGUGAGGCCAUGCCUUUUUAAGUCUGGAGGAAGUUCGACUCCUCUGUUUUUAGGAACAGGGUGUGGCAUGGAAAGAAUUGGAAAGAGAGGGACUGUUUGCAACCAAGAAGUCACUGUGGAAGGCACAUGGGUGCACAGCGCAGGUUGGAAGGGCAGGGAGGAUUUUAGUGGUGCAGGAGCAUGCUGCUGUGUAGGAGACGGGGAGGAUUUACAGCCAGUGGGCUGGAAGAUAAUAAACGAAUACAAGAUGCCCAAAGGCCUCACGAUAAAACUUUGAUAUCUACAUUUUUGGAUGGUAUCCACUUUAUUUUUGCUCAAUGGAUGUCUACAAUGACGCAGCAGUGUAAAAAAACAAAAAAAAAAACAUUCUGGGUUUCCAUUUACAUAGAAAUUAAAUAAGGAACCAAGAGUGUACGCUGCCAGAUCAUGUGAGGAUGAACUUUCGGGGGGGGGGGGGUUUAGAAGAGUACAGGAUGAUAAUAUACUGUCAAUGCAUCUGGAGUCCCACAUAGGGUUGUUUUCAGCUCCCCUAUAUGAUUUCAAUGGCAAAGCACUUUGAAAACAUGCUCCCCUGGAGAUAAGUAAAGUGAAAUGCGUUGGGUGGUGAUUGGAGGUGAAUGGAUGUUUUCUUUUUUUUUUCCCUUGUUAGCCUUUUCUUUGGUUUACUUUGUAGGGCUGGUUUCCCAAUCAUCAGACAUACCCUUGUCAAUCAAGAGUCAAAUUAAAAAGGCUUUCCACACCUUACGACGAGAGGACAUUCCGAUCAAAAAAAAAACAUUCCUAUUCAAGCAAAGUGCAAGUUGACGGGGAGUCUGACUAUUUCAGAGAAUUUGAACAAAUCGAACACGCCAAUAUGAAUUGGAAAAUGCUUACACACAGAGCUCACUGAUCCGUGGGUUCGGUUUGUUUUUCUUUUACAUUGUCAAGAAAUGAAAUAUUUGUUUUUACUUGAAUUUUUCGUCAUAUGUAUCUGCGUCACAGCCACAGACAGUCACACAGGGCCGCGAUGAGCUACAAGAAAGGGUGGUCAUAACAUCCAGUAUUUGCACAUGUUCCUCUGAGGGAAAUGAGGUUUGCAUUUUUAAGACAGAGCAGAGCCUUUGUUCUAAACCACCUUAACUUAUGUGUGUUGCAGUGGUUGGUCAGUUUUCUAUGGUGCUGGCUUGUGUAGUUCGGGCCGAUUGUCUGUCAGUGAACACAUCUGUCCCCUGUGAGCUUUGCUGCUUCAAAUCAUUGGCAAGGGGGGUUCAACAGCCAGACGUCAGCACAAAACAAGAGACAGAUUUUUGUUUUAUUUUGUUUAAACGGGACACAUGGCUUUGCCACGAUAAGGUGUCUUUGACUUAAUGCUUGAGUUUUUUCAUGACGGUAUGUGACUUUGCUGAGUGUAUGUUUGUCAGACUGAAGAAAAAUGAGGGGAUCUAAUGUUUUCUUGAUGAUUUUCAGUAAAAAUGGGAAAUUUAAUGACAUAUUUGCCGAAACAUCCCUGUUUGAAUAUUUGAUAUGACCCCUUCAUUUUGCCUCUGUUUGCCUGAUGAAAGCUCUCUCCCAAACUUAACGGUUGUGAUUUUCUUUCCUGCAAUUUAUUGUUGCAUGUGUUUUAUAUUGAGACCACCUUUUCAAUUUGUGUUUGAUUUAUUUUACGGGGUGACCAGACCCGCAAAAGGGUUUUUCUAAGACUUAGAGAUACUGUAUUCCAAAGUGAAGAGAGGACAGAGGAGGAGGGGUGAAGACAUCAAGAAAAAAGUGUCAAUAUUUUUAUUGAGUAUUUGUUGUCUUUUUGCGCUGCUAAAAGCUAUGAAUUUGUUUCAUUUAUACAAAAAAAUAACAUUACCUAGUUGUGAUGUGUCACUUGAGUGUGCUGCUAUUUUAUAAACAUUUGUAUUAUAAUAUAAUUAUUUUACUGCUUAAGAGAUACAUUCAGAAAAACGAAGUAGAUGGUGAUAGAAGAACAUGAAAUGAGUAUUCGACUGGAAAUGUUCUUUGUACAGUUUGACAGUUUGCUUAGAUAGCAUGUCUCCUUUCCUCCCUUUUUUUUUUUUAAAUCUAUUUUGCUCUACUUCUUCAGUCACAUUCUACAUCAGUGGUAUUUCAUAUACCUCAGGAUUACUGGACAAAAUAAAACAAACAAAUCCAUCACCUAUACCUCUGCAGUUAGGGAGCCUGGAACGAAGGAGAAAGCAUACAGCAAGGUUGGGGGGGGGGGCAACGACAAAUUAGCAUUUUUGUGGAUGAUGCCCACAGUUUUACUGGAGAAACAACUCAGUGAGACGUGAAACAGGAAAUAUGCAAGGCUUCCACUUGGACUUGACCUGUAUCAGAGGGGGGGGCGGCAACAACAUUGUUGGGGUGUUUAUUCCGUAGAUAGUUCAAGCAUGUUCAUUUCUGUUCAUGUUGGUGCUACAUCUGACUUGUUGUGUGAAAGAAAGGGGGAAACAGCAUUCCUUUGAUGGCCAAAGUACCGUUCUUGCUUUAUACAACCAUAAUCACUCUGAAUGUCAGUAAAUACGGAUUCUGUAUGUGAGAAAUAGAGAUUUUGGUCUGUAAUAUUGUAUCUGCGUACCAUUGUAUCUGCCACAAAAUAAUGGGUUGUGCUCCACUGUCAUGUCCAACCAUAGAUAUUCUCAUAUCUGGAAGUUUCAGUGGUGCAGAUUUCCCUUUGAGUUGCCCCCCUCUGCUAUAACUCAUAUCAUGUACCUCAAAUGUCUGUUGCACAACCUCUGUUCAAUAAACUUCUGCUUUAAAGGGUGUGACACCACAUCAGCUCACUA
This is a messenger RNA of Micropterus salmoides (largemouth bass), 5264 nucleotides long. RefSeq names its product cyclin D2, a (gene ccnd2a). Gene Ontology annotation, cellular component: cytoplasm; nucleus; cyclin-dependent protein kinase holoenzyme complex. The coding region runs from base 461 to 1117 and encodes 218 amino acids. The record is from RefSeq and is a predicted model, not a curated record. Gene Ontology annotation, biological process: positive regulation of G1/S transition of mitotic cell cycle; regulation of cyclin-dependent protein serine/threonine kinase activity; mitotic cell cycle phase transition. The transcript is spliced from 7 exons. Lineage: Eukaryota; Metazoa; Chordata; Actinopteri; Centrarchiformes; Centrarchidae. Gene Ontology annotation, molecular function: cyclin-dependent protein serine/threonine kinase regulator activity.